AUGUUAACUCAGACUUCAGACACCCAGUCGGCUCCUUAUCGCAUGGCUCGCAAAACCAAAACCUCUCAGAAGCAACAAUCUCGCCUUAAUAGUCUUGACCCCCCUCAAGGAUCAAGGGAGGAGCAAUCUGAAGAUGUGGAAAGGCCCUCAUCUCCAGACACCACAAUUCAACAUCAGACUCAAUCCCGCCGACGGCCUCCUCCCUUGCCCAUCCCUCAGCACACCUCUGAGCACAACCAUAUCUCAGAGGACGCUUCCAAUCAUUUUCACCCCACUAUUCCUGAUUCCGUGUCUGCACAAACACUGAAUGGGCUCGAUUUUUUGCUGGCAGCUCUUGAGUCUCAGAAUACAACCCACCCUGGGCCUGUGCAGCAACCAGUGAUCAGUAGGGCCCAGCCGAUUACUGCCGGAACUCCUGAAACCGUCUAUGAUAAUAGUUACUCCAUUGAGAAAAUACAAGGAGCAACAGCCCCUAAAGCAGCCCAGCCUAGCGCCAGAGCAAGCAGAGUAGCCCGAAACAAGGCUCCCACUAAAACAAAGCAAGUGGAAACUGAUUCCGCGACAGCAGAAGCCUGGCCAUUGCCUGGACUUAUCACAUACAAAGUAAAUGUGGGAGGGAAAGCGAAGCCCCAGCUGCUUUCACUUGAUCUAGAAUACGAAGAUUGGAAGAGUGCCAUUUCUGCGACACCUGGAUUACCGGAGAACAAACGCUUCAGGCCAGAGAUCACUUGGAAGCUGGGCACAGCUCCGAAGAUGCAAGACCCGCAGACAGUUGAUGAUAAUCAAGAAUACCAGCUGAUGGUGCACGAAAUAGUCACGCAGCAUGAGAAGGAUGGGAAGCAGCCAGAGGUUGUCAUCACCAUUCGAAAUUUGCCAGAGAAAGAUCGAAGAAAGACUGGCCAGAAAAGUACAAAGAAGAAGCAAGGAUCACGGAAAGCCAGGAAGAAAAGAUCAAAGACUGGCCGGGAUGACUCCAGCUCCUCUGACAGUGAGACUGACUCUGGCUCCACGGACUCAACCACGGAUGAAUCCGAUUCUGAUCAUUCACGUCGUGCAUGGCGCAAGAAGCCAGCAAAGCUGGUGCUUUGGCAAAUUGAAGACUUACUCCAUGAGAAGCACCAUUUCUUGGAAAGCACCUUUCCCUCACAAAGGCAGUUGCCAAGCGAUGGGCUGGAGCAAUUGUAA
Molecule: messenger RNA, 1185 nt
Organism: Cantharellus anzutake
Lineage: Eukaryota; Fungi; Basidiomycota; Agaricomycetes; Cantharellales; Hydnaceae
Exons: 5
Coding region: 1-1185 (394 amino acids)
Source: RefSeq, a predicted model, not a curated record